CAGUCACUGUGACUGAAACCAGAAAUGGAGCAGAAUCAGCUCGACCGAGAAACGUUCUCCUGUUUGAUCUGUCUGGAUCUACUGAAGGAUCCGGUGACUACAUCCUGUGGACACAGCUACUGUAUGAACUGUAUUAAAACCCACUGGGAUGAAGAGGAUCGCAAGAGGAUCCACAGCUGCCCUCAGUGCAGGGAGACAUUCAUACCGAGGCCUGUGCUAAAGAAGAACACCAUGCUAGCAGCUUUAGUGGAGCAGCUGAAGAAGACUGGACUUCAAGCUGCUCCUGCUGACCACCGCUAUGCUGGACAUGAAGAUGUGGCCUGUGAUUUCUGCACUGGAAGAAAACUGAAAGCCAUCAAGUCCUGUUUAUUCUGUCUGGCCUCUUUCUGUGAGAAACACCUUCAGCCUCAUUAUGAUUCAGCUGCUUUUAAGAAACACAAGCUGGUGGAGCCGUCCAAGAACCUCCAGGAGAACAUCUGCUCUAAGCAUGAUGAGGUGAUGAAGAUGUUCUGCCGCACUGAUCAGAAGUGCAUCUGUCUCAUCUGUUUAAUGGAGGAACAUAAAGGUCAUGACACAGUCUCAGCUGCAGUAGAAAGGACUGAGAGGCAGAGAGAGCUGGAGGAGAGACGAGGAAACAUCCAGCAGAGAAUCCAGGACAGAGAGAAAGAUGUGAAGCUGCUUCAACAGGAGGUGGAGGCCAUCAAUCGCUCUGCUGAUAAAACAGUGGAGGACAGUGAGAAGAUCUUCACUGAGCUGAUCCGUCUCCUCCAGAAAAGAAGCUCUGAUGUGAAGCAGCAGAUCAGAUCCCAGCAGAAAACUGAAGUGAGUCGAGUCAAAGAUGUUCAGGAGAAGCUGGAGCAGGAGAUCCCUGAGUUGAAGAGGAAAGACGCUGAGCUGGAGCAGCUCUCACACACAGAGGAUCACAACCAGUUUCUCCUCAACUACCCCUCACUGCCAGCACUCAGUGAGUCUACACACUCAUCCAGCAUCAACAUCCGUCCUCUGAGACACUUUGAGGACGUGACAGCAGCUGUGUCAGAGCUCAGAGAGAAACUACAGGACGUCCUGAGAGACUCAUGGACAAACAUCUCACUGAUGGUCACUGAGGUGGAUGUUUUACUGUCAGAACCAGAACCAAAGAGCAGAGCUGGAUUCCUAAAAUAUUCAUGUGAAAUCAUUUUGGAUCCAAACACAGUACACACAGAGCUGGGACUAUCAGAGGGGAACAGGAAGGUGAAACUGAUGAGUCAACGUCAGUCUUAUUCUAGUCACCCAGACAGAUUCACUAAUUGGUGGCAGGUUCUGAGUAGAGAGAGUCUGACUGGACGUUGUUACUGGGAGGUGGAGAGGUGUGGGACAUGUGUUUAUAUAUCAGUUGCAUACAAGACUAUCAGCAGAGCAGGAUGUGGGAAUGAAUGUGGAUUUGGAUGUAAUGACAAAUCGUGGGCUUUAGAGUGUUCCCAAAACAGUUUUAGUUUUGGUCACAACAACAUCUGGACCCCCAUCUCAGGUCCAGUUUCCUCCAGAGUCGGAGUGUACCUGGACCACAGAGCAGGUAUUCUGUCCUUCUACAGCAUCACUGAAACCAUGACUCUCCUCCACAGAGUCCAGACCACAUUCACUGAACCGCUACUGGCUGGAGUUUGGGUUGGUACUGGAUCCUCUGCAGAGUUCUGGAAACCCAGAUAGAUCAGGAUUCAUUGUUCUGAUGCCUCUGCUGUUCUGUUUAUUUUUCUGGUGUAAAUGUAAAUCUCUGUGUUCCAGGAGCCAUAAAGGAAAUCUCUGCUGAUAUUUUCUUUUAUUCUGACAUGACAGAAAUAUUUCUCCACACAGUAGCGGUUUCUGAUAUGGGUGACAUGGGCAACCGCCCAGGACAGCAGUUUGUGGGGGCGGCAUGAACAAUCACAGCCCCUCCCCCCAUAAUGUGAUUCAUAAAUGGUUUUUUUACGUCAAAAGAGUCUGUUUCACUCGAGGGUUAUUUUGCCCUUCUGGUUUCCCUCUCACUAGCUGAAGUUUGUGAAGCUAUGUUAUGUGUUUUAUUCAGUGUGAUAACCAAUUACAAAGAAAUAAGUGUUAAGGAAAAGUAUUUUGCAAAGCAUGUUCACUUGUCUAAGAUUGAUUAUUUAAGUUAAAGUUUCCAGAUUAUUUUGUUUAUGCCCAGAGUGAAAGAAAAACCCAGAUUUAGGUCCUGAAGUCUUUCAACAUUACAGGUUAAUAAAUUGAUUGAGUACAAUCUGAAUCUACUGAAGUUUCCUCUGUCAGCAUAGUAGUCUAAUUUCUUAUAUAUUCAAUGUUUGUUAUUAAAGCUCUAUUGGAGAGAAUGUGGUACAAGAUACUAGAGAUUUGGAUGUUAUGAAUGAGUUUAUUGGAAGACACUGGAAUGUCUGGACAUUUUAAAGCACUAAUGUUUCAGUUAGAGGUAUAGGAAUUGGAGCUGGAGGAAAUGUUUGAAUAACUCUGUGGAUGACACACAGCUCUACAUUACGAUGUCACCAGGUGACUCUGGACCAUCCAGUCACUGAAUAAAUGCUUACAACAGAUAAAUGUGUGGAUGUGCCAA
Molecule: messenger RNA, 2560 nt
Organism: Xiphophorus maculatus (southern platyfish)
Lineage: Eukaryota; Metazoa; Chordata; Actinopteri; Cyprinodontiformes; Poeciliidae
Product: tripartite motif-containing protein 16-like
Exons: 1
Coding region: 25-1689 (554 amino acids)
Molecular function (GO): zinc ion binding; protein binding
Source: RefSeq, a predicted model, not a curated record